Molecule: messenger RNA, 645 nt
Organism: Tuber aestivum (summer truffle)
Lineage: Eukaryota; Fungi; Ascomycota; Pezizomycetes; Pezizales; Tuberaceae
Source: the annotation of a GenBank genome assembly
AUGGGGGAAGUCGACCCCUUCUUGUGCUGUAACGUAAGUGUGAUAGCAAUCCAUGAUUUAUAGUGGCUAAGUUUGUUAAAGGCUGCUUAUCCGUACUGCCGCUGGGACUCUUCAUUCGGAUAUGGUUGCUUUGAUUCCGAGGAUAUCCAAUCGGUCAUCGGAUCCGAAUCUGCGAAUGCUUCUUCCACCCCCAGCGCUACGGAAACUGGGCCUCGCACUACGGCUACGGCAAGCUCGAGUAAGAGCCACUCCUCCGGCUGUGCACCGAAGCAGAAGCUUCUCUUUUUUUCUGACAAUGAUAUAGUUAGCAGUUCGGGGAACGUGAUCGUGACCAGUGCUCCUAGCACUUCAGAAAUGACCCGAAAAGAAACCCAUACCCUACCUGCUACUAGCCCGCCCGCCACACCGCCAGGCACCUUCUCGACUUCUGCGGGUACUAAUAUGACCACGAACUCUGAAACCAAGCGGCCCCCUCCCACCAGAGAUUCUACUACUACAACUGGGCCCGAGACUACAGUGGCUGCUACCGGAACCGCGGCACCGAGCGAUACAAGCACUGCUAUCGGUGCUGGGUUUGCCGACUUGAGCAAAGGUCUGGGGUGGGGGGCGGUCUUUGUCUGGUUGGCUAGACUGCUUAUCGUCUAG